Molecule: messenger RNA, 3155 nt
Organism: Myotis brandtii (Brandt's bat)
Lineage: Eukaryota; Metazoa; Chordata; Mammalia; Chiroptera; Vespertilionidae
Gene: HK3
Product: hexokinase 3 (white cell)
Exons: 20
Coding region: 117-2969 (950 amino acids)
Biological process (GO): intracellular glucose homeostasis; glucose 6-phosphate metabolic process; glycolytic process
Cellular component (GO): mitochondrion; cytosol
Molecular function (GO): fructokinase activity; D-glucose binding; ATP binding
Source: RefSeq, a predicted model, not a curated record
UCUUAGGGCAGACUCAAAAGGAAGUGACUUAGCUGUUGUCUAAUAAAAGGGCGGGGCUUGGGGACAUUAUCAGGUCACUUGUGCAUUUCAUUUUGGGUGCAAACCAGGCCCGUGGGAUGCCUCAUACUGAGGGACAAGCGCCCAGGCCUGAGGAAACUGACCAACUGCUGUUUUCCCCAGGUGGCUACUCCCAAUUGUGGAACCACAUGGACUCCAUUGGGCCUGUAGGGUUGUGGCAAGAGGAAGCAGCCCCCGGUAGCCCCCAGGAGGGCUUGCCCUGCUCUCCGGACAGCUCUGAACUGGCGCAGGAAUGCCUGAAUCAAUUCAAGGUGACGAGCACACAGUUGCGGCAGAUCCAAGCCAGCCUCCUGCGCUCCAUGGAGCAGGCACUGACGGGCCAGGCCAGCCCUGCCCCUGCUGUCCGGAUGCUGCCCACAUAUGUGGGGUCCACCCCACAUGGCACUGAGCAAGGAGACUUCGUGGUGCUGGAGCUGGGAGCCACGGGGGCUUCACUGCGUGUUCUGUGGGUGACCCUGACGGGCACUGAGGGGCACCGGAUUGAGCCCCGGAGCCAGGAGUUUUUGAUCCCUCAAGAGGUGAUGCUGGGUCCUGGUCAGCAGCUCUUCGACUUUGCGGCUCGCUGCCUGUCUGAAUUCCUGGAUGCGCACCCUGUGGACAGACAGGGCCUGCAGCUUGGGUUCAACUUCUCCUUCCCUUGUCACCAGACAGGCCUGGACAAGAGUACCCUCAUUUCCUGGACCAAAGGGUUUAGGUGCAGUGGUGUGGAAGGCCAGGAUGUGGUCCAGUUGCUUCGAGAUGCCAUUGAGAGGCAGGGGGCCUGCAGCAUCGAUGUGGUUGCCGUGGUGAACGACACGGUGGGCACCAUGAUGGGCUGCGAGCUGGGGACUGUGCCAUGCGAGGUUGGGCUUGUUGUAGACACUGGCACCAACGCAUGUUACAUGGAGGAGGCGCGGCACGUGGCGGUGCUGGAUGAGGACCGCGGCCGCGUCUGCGUCAGCAUCGAGUGGGGCUCCUUCGGUGAUGAUGGGGCCCUGGGGUCAGUGCUGACCACAUUCGACCGCAUCCUGGACCAGGAGUCCCUGAAUCCCGGUGCCCAGAGGUUUGAGAAGAUGAUUGGCGGCCUGUACCUGGGUGAGCUGGUGCGGCAGGUCCUGGCUCACCUGGCCCAGCACGGGGUCCUCUUUGGUGGCUGCACCUCCCGUGCCCUGCUGAGCCGAGGGGGCAUCCUCCUGGAGCACGUGGCCGAGAUGGAGGACGCCUCGGCUGGGACAGCCCGUGUGCACGCUAUCCUGCGGGACUUGGGCCUGAACCCGGGGGCCUCGGACGCCGAGCUGGUGCGGCAUGUGUGCGUGCGAGCCGCCCAGCCCUGCCCCGCUGCCCUGGCUGCCGUCCUCACCCGCCUCCAGCACAGCCGGGAGCAGCAGACGCUUCAGAUCGCUGUGGCCACUGGAGGCCGAGUGUUUGAGCACCACCCCAGGUUCCUCAGUGUCCUGCAGGAGACGGUGACGCUCCUGGCCCCUGAAUGUGAUGUCUCCUUUAUCCCUUCUGUGGACGGGGGCGGCCAGGGUGUGGCAAUGGUGACCGCGGUGGCUGCCCGCCUGGCUGCCCACCGGCGCCUAUUGGAGGAGACCCUGGCACCGUUCCGGUUGAACCGUGAGCAGCUGGCAGUGGUGCAGGCACAGAUGCGGGAGGCCAUGGUCAAGGGGCUCCAAGGGGAGGCCUCCUCCCUCCGAAUGCUGCCCACUUAUGUCCGGGCCACUCCUGAUGGCAGCGAGCGGGGGGACUUCCUGGCGCUGGACCUUGGAGGCACGAACUUCCGAGUCCUCCUGGUACAUGUGGCCACAGAAGGCGUGCAGAUCACCAACCAGGUCUAUUCCAUCCCUGAGUGUGUGGCUCAGGGCUCUGGGCAGCAGCUCUUUGACCACAUCGUGGACUGCAUCCUGGACUUCCAGCAGAAGCAGGGCCUGAGCGGGCAGAGUCUCCCCCUGGGUUUCACCUUCUCCUUCCCGUGCAGGCAGCUUGGCCUGGAUCAGGGCAUCCUCCUGAACUGGACGAAGGGUUUCAAUGCAUCAGACUGUGAGGGCCAAGAUGUCGUGCUUCUGCUGCGGGAAGCCCUUGAGCGCAGACAGGCAAUGAAGCUGACUGUCGUUGCCAUUGUCAAUGACACAGUGGGAACCAUGAUGUCCUGUGGCUAUGAGGACCCCCGUUGUGAGGUCGGCCUUAUUGUUGGAACUGGCACCAAUGCCUGCUACAUGGAGGAGCUCCGGAACGUGGCAGGAGUGGCUGGGGACCUCGGCCACAUGUGCAUCAACAUGGAGUGGGGCGCCUUUGGGGAUGACGGCUCUCUGGACACGCUCAGCACCUGUUUCGAUGCAAGUGUGGACCGGGCAUCCAUCAACCCUGGCAAACAGAGGUUUGAGAAGAUGAUCAGUGGCAUGUACCUGGGGGAGAUCGUCCGCCACAUCCUCUUGCAUUUGACCAGCCUUGGAGUUCUCUUCCGGGGUCAACAGACCCAGAGCCUUCAAACCAGGGACAUUUUCAAGACCAAGUUUCUGUCUGAGAUUGAAAGUGACAGCCUGGCCCUGAGGCAGGUCCGAGCCAUCCUUGAGGAUCUGGGGCUGCCCCUGACCUCGGAUGAUACCCUGAUGGUCCUGGAGGUGUGCCAGGCUGUGUCCCAGCGGGCAGCCCAGCUCUGUGGGGCAGGUGUGGCUGCCGUGGUGGAGAAGAUCCGUGAGAACCGGGGCCUGGAAGAGCUGACUGUGUCUGUGGGAGUGGAUGGGACCCUCUACAAGCUGCACCCCCACUUCUCUCGCCUGGUGGCGGCCACUGUGCAGGAGCUGGCCCCUUGCUGUGCAGUCACCUUCCUGCAGUCGGAGGAUGGGUCAGGCAAAGGUGCAGCCCUGGUCACUGCCGUUGCCUGUCGCCUGGCCAAGCAGGCCCAUGUCUGAAGAAGUCUCCAGGAACCAGCUGUGCUGGACCAGGCCUGGGGCCCCACUUGUGCCCCAGCCAGGCUCAGCCACCCAGGACUCCCAGAACAGCCCAUGUGUGACCCCUCUGUGGCCACUGACCUCAAGUUCUGGCUUCCCCGAGAGAAGCAGCACUUGGGUUAGCAAUAUAUAUAUAAUUUAUUUACA